Messenger RNA from Rotaria sp. Silwood1, 933 nucleotides. NCBI's taxonomy places the organism in Eukaryota, Metazoa, Rotifera, Eurotatoria, Philodinida, Philodinidae. The record is from the annotation of a GenBank genome assembly.
AUGCUUCCUCAACACGGUGUUUCUUCUCAACGAUGUUCACCGAAGUAUAUAAUUCAAGCCAAUAAACUACAAUAUUCUACAAGGGAUACGGUUCAGAUUACUGUUCGUGGUUCAACAAAGUCUAAUACAUUUAAAGGUAUUCUGUUAGUAGCAAAAACAAAAACCAAGCAACAAAUUAUUGGAACUUGGUCAGCAGUAGGUUCAAAUAUUCGAACACUUAACUGUGAUGGAAACCGCAAUACUGGAAUAACUCAUAACUCAGCCUCUAAUAAAUUAUCGAUAAAAGCACUAUGGCAUUCGCCAUCAACUAUAACCAAAGAUCCCAUUGUUAUUAAGCAGAUCGUUAGUGGUUAUACUAGUACUAUUCCAAAUACUCGUUCUUCUACUCCCAUUCCUGUCACGACUCCUUCUAUUGGUCCACAGAACAAUAGUAAUGAAGUUCGAAUUAAUUGGACCUACGAAAAUGGUGUCACAUCUGUUAAAAUGCAAAUUAAUAAUUUAAAAACAUCGCAAUGGUUAGCUUUAGGUCUUUCACUUGAUAACAAAAUGGGUGAAGAUCAUGUUUUUGUCUGCAAACGUUCAGCUAACGAUCAAAUUUCAGUUAUUCGUUGUAUUAAUCCACUUGGUAAUUCACCAACGGUGUUAGCUAAUACUAUAGCAAAUCUGAUUGGUACAUUAACUCCUACUUCGCUGGCACUUCGCAAUGGUGUAGCUUAUUGUGAAUUUAAUUUAUCAAAUUUUAGUGACUCGAAACGGCGACGACGUGAUAUUUCUCCACUAUCUCCAUCUACAACUUAUAUUCCACUUAUAGCUAUUGGAAAUUUAGAUAGUUCAGAUGGGAUGACUAAGCAUACAUCACGUGCAGCACUAUCAGAAAACGUUCAACUUAACACAAGAAUACAAAUUAUAUAUAAUGGAGAUCGAAUCGCAUGA